AUGAGCAGUUAAUUAUCAAAUAAUAAACAUACCCCUGAAUUACUCGAAUAUCUAUAAGGUUAAAACUGCUUCACCAAACACAUAGAAAGUAGUAAUAAUUCUGUUGUUUCUGCUAUUAUUAAAGUUCCUUUAAAGAAGAGAAGAAAUAUGAAUUCUUGCAGUGUUUCUAAUAAGAUUGUAGUGAAAGAGAUUAAACACAAAGUUGAAGGAUAGCAUUGUGAAUAGUGUUAUGAUUUAAAAAAUGAAGUAGAAAAAUUAAAAGAAAUGAAGCAUCCUCAUAUUAUUGCACUUUAAGAAAAUAAAAUAUAUGAAUUUAGAAUGAGUUGUGCCAUAUUUUUACCUAAAGCUUUAGAAGAUCUUUUUGAUUAUAUGAUUAAAUAUAAUGUAGAAGAUAACUUAAAAUCCUUGAAAAUAUGCUUUUAUUAAAUUGGCUAAGCUAUAAAAUAUUUACAUCAAGUAAAAAAUAUGGUUCAUGGAGAUGUAAAGCCUGAAAAUAUUUUUGUUUUUUCAGAAGAAGAAUUUAAGUUAGCUGACUUUGGUUUCUGUAAAAAAUAUCAAAAAUUUGCAAGUAGAGAAGAAUUUAUUCGCUAAUAUACAUCUAGAUCACUUAAAUAUCAUCCCCCAGAAUUUGUAGAUUGCUUAGAGUAACCAAAUUUUAAUUUAAAUUUAAUUGAUGAGUAUUCUUCCGAUGUUUUUGGUCUUGGUGUUGCACUUUUUCAACUUGUUUUUAAGUAAUGUCCAUACUACGAAGAAGCUGAGUUUCAGUAUAGCACUUCAACAGAAAAGAAGUAGCCUGUCCAACAGAUUUAAUAGUCAAAUAAAGAUUUAAUUGAUAUUUCACAAGUAAAUAUUACUGGUAUGAUAUCAAAAAGUCUAAAGCAAAUUAAUAUUCACAGAAAGCUACAAUUAUCCCCAGAGUCUACAAACAAUACAAAUAAAACACCUGUAAAUUCUCCAUCUAAUUCUACAUCACCACCGUAGAUGUCUGCUGUUAAAAAGAAAAAAUAAAACAAACGAAAAUAUUAUCAUAGGCAAGAUAAAUUGUAUGGAAUCUUGUAUUAACCAAACAAUAUAGAAGAAUUUUGGAAUCAUUUUAAAGAUGAAAUUUAAGAUAUGAUAAAAAACACUGAUUUAAGUUAAGAAGAUAUAGAUAUUCUUAAAGAUCUUAUCCUAAAGUGUAUAACUCCCUUUCAUUAUUUAAGAGUGGGAAUAGAUGAUUUUUUGGCACAUCCUUUUUUUUCAGACAUUUCUGAUAAUUUUCAAAGUGAUGAUGAAAGUGUUUACUCUUUUUGA
This is a messenger RNA of Tetrahymena thermophila SB210, 1293 nucleotides long. RefSeq names its product kinase domain protein. The transcript has a single exon. Gene Ontology annotation, cellular component: nucleus. The record is from RefSeq and is a predicted model, not a curated record. NCBI's taxonomy places the organism in Eukaryota, Ciliophora, Oligohymenophorea, Hymenostomatida, Tetrahymenidae. Gene Ontology annotation, molecular function: ATP binding; protein serine/threonine kinase activity. Gene Ontology annotation, biological process: protein phosphorylation; mitotic DNA damage checkpoint signaling.